AUGAACAACCAACGACCGAAACGAGGCUCGCGUAUCGUGUCUUGGAUUGCUGGUUCUGCGCUCAAGGAUGGGGAGAACAGCGCUGGACGACCCAGACGCAACACCUCGAGUUCGCUUCGCUCGUUUAUCCCCUCGAUUCGAAAUGGUUCAAAAGCAGAGAACUCUUUCACCUCUCUUCCACGAAGUGUGUCCAGCGGACAACCCCCGGAACCCUUCUUCUACUCUAAACCGUUGACGCGCGAGGGCGAGGACGAGUAUAGCUUUGUGACGACGAGCGAAGAAGGUUCUUUAUCGUCUCUUUCUUCUUCUGAGAUUGCUCUCUGGAAGCUAAAGAGGGCCGACGCCGACGUGUCUCCAAUCCGCGUUAUUCCAAAGCGAAAAUUUUCCAGAUUCUUUUCCGUUCUCACGCGCAAAGAGGCUAGAGGAACGUCGCCUCUUCUCCAAACACCGACUGAUGGCACGCUGCCAGGGCUAGCUUUUGAAGACUCGUUUGUCAAGUGCGAAAUGGAAGAUGCAGAAGAUUCAAUUAUGAUUGAGCAUCCAUUCUCGUUGCCGGAACUUACUUUUUCGUCUUCACAGAAACGCUCCAGCGAUCUCUCGAGCUUGCUUCCACCUCCCCGAGCAAAACGAGGACCAGUUUCCACUUUGCCUAGAUGGAGUCUCUUGGACAAGCAAGCCCACACUGCCUCGACAAGGACGAGUAUUGACCCGGCCAAGUGGGUGGAAAUAUCGAUUUCGGCAGCGGACCUCGUUCGCAUAUACGGACGUGAGAAUGUGAUCAUCCAGAAUGCAGACGAAUACCCUUCGAGUGAUUUGGAAAAGGAAGACGUGGGUACCGAUGUGCAUGCUCAAGAGUCGUUUAUGGAGAUGGACGACGAGGUUUCGUCGCUUCCUUCUUCGCUGGAAUGCAAGUCUGUGCCUCAUCAAGCACUUGAUGUCGCUGGUUCAUCGGUCGUGACUGAGAGUUCAUUUGUCGGAUCAAUGGCUUCGUUCUCCAAGUGGCCUCUUCCGCCUCAAUGCGAGCAAUUUGGUAUGGAAAAGGUGGUUGGAUAG
This is a messenger RNA of Serendipita indica DSM 11827, 1053 nucleotides long. The record is from the annotation of a GenBank genome assembly. Lineage: Eukaryota; Fungi; Basidiomycota; Agaricomycetes; Sebacinales; Serendipitaceae.